GAGCCUCCAAGUAGGAGCUUGUGAAGAUCAGUUGAAGGCAGCAUCAGUAUCCCUCAAUCCACUUCCCCUCCAGCAUCCCUACACGACACAGGGGCUCACAGGCGACAGUAGGAUCAUAUACGUUUCUGUUUGUGAGAGAGAAAAGCAUUACCAUGACCAUUAGAAAUACACUCCGGGAUCAUGGACAGAGGUAUCGACCACGGAUGGCUUGUCUCAAGAAGGCAGAGAAGGUGCUGCUGGAGAUGCAGGACCCCAAAACAGGAGUCAAGUCACAGCCUCAGAGACUGGUUAUCACAACAAUACCACAUGCUAUUACUGGUGAAGACAUAAUUGCAUGGUUAGCAGACAGAUUUCAAACAGACACACAAGAGGCGAGGAAUUUUGGCUCUAUGCUGGUGGCGUUAGGUUACAUCUACCCUCUACAAGACCACAAACGCUUAGUGAUCAAACCAGAUGCAUCCCUCUAUCGCUUCCAGACACCGUACUUCUGGCCCACACAGCAGUGGCCUGUUGAGGAUACAGAUUAUGCAAUCUACCUGGCGAAAAGAAACAUACGGAAGAAAGGAAUACUGGAGCUGCACGAGCAGGAGCAGUAUAACCGUCUUCACAAGUGGAUGAAUCAUAAAUGGGAUUUCAUAGUGAUGCAAGCUAAAGAACAGUACAGAGCUGCAAAGGAGAGGAAGAAACCAGACCGUGUGGUUUUUGACUGCCAGGAGAGAGCCUACUGGGUGGUUCACAGGCCUCCGCCAGGGACGGUGAGUGCCAUGGACUAUGGACUGGAUCGACGAAUAGAUCCUAAUGCUGACGAGGCAAAAACCCCUGACUUCUUUGAGAGAAUUAUGAUCUUUACGCAGCAGUCUAUCAUGAGGCCCAGAGUGAAGUCAUCUGUGUCCAUUGGCGCACUGGUGAAAUACUGCGCCACCUACAACAGCCACGACCCUUUCCUCUCCAAGUGUCUUCCCAGCAACCCCUGGCUCACCGAUGACGUCACAUACUGGACUUUGAACAUGCCCAAUGUGGAAAUACCAACUAAAAUGCGUGUGGAGAGAUGGACGUUCAGCUUCGGAGAGCUGCUCUCAGACCCUCGGGGACGAGAUGAUUUCAGACUGUUCCUGAAGAAAGAAUUCAGCGGUGAGAACUUGGCAUUCUGGGAAGGUUGUGAGGAUCUGAAGUGGGGCACAGCUGCGACGAUGAGAGAGAAAGCAGAGCAGAUCUAUAAGGCCUUCCUGGCCCGCGGUGCACCACGGUGGAUCAACAUCGACGGAAAGACAAUGGAAGUCACAGUCAGUGGCCUGAAACACCCACACAGAUACGUCCUGGACGCAGCCCAAACUCACAUCUACAUGCUCAUGAAGAAGGACUCAUACGGGCGGUACAUGAAGUCUCCAGUCUUUAAGGAUACAAUGAAGAAGGCCAUCUGUCCUGAGGAGCACAAGUUCUCUGAUUCCCAGUUGGAGCAGAAUGCGAAGAACAGACGGCCCAGUCUCAGCCCCAUCAUCCUCCGGCAGCAGGAGCAGGAGCAGAGGGCAAAGAUGGCGGCCAGUGCCCCCGUUGACAUCACACAGCUGUGCCGCUUCACCACUCCUGUCCCCCACCUUGCUGUCUACUCUGGGUUCACUGAGUCCCCCUCUGCCAACGCCUCGCCCUCUCUCCCUUUCCUGGCCCACACCCCGGCCUGUCCAUCCCCCAUCAGCGUGGCCUUAGACAGCACCUCGGCCUCUGAGCGGCGAGUGGAGGCCAGCGAAGGAGAAGGAGAGGGGAACCCGGAGGCCCGAGCCCCCGCAGGUGGAAAUGUAUCCAAGUCUCGCAUGGCUCUCUCGCUGCGCCGUCUGCUGAAGCGGGGCUGCACCCCCUCCACCAUGUUCGCCAGCUUGUCGCCUAAAUGCCACUCAGCUGCCGGGACAAGUAGCCGCAUUCAGCCAAUCAGCCCGGAUCAACCCAGUCACGCUCCACCCAGACGGAUUGGCAAUUUCUUCCAGAUUAAAGUGGAUAUUCCUCCAGAGUGCCGUAUCUACCCCAUAGAGUCUGAGGAUGAGGAGGAAGAGAACAGGGCUGCCUCUCGGGGAAUGGUGGGAGCCAAAGAGAUCAUCUGCCCCUGGGAGAGCCUCACUCCACAGAAUGGGACGGGCUAAUAGGAUGGAUUAACACAGGUAUAAAAAAUGCGGGUUUUUAAAUCUGUGUGGUACAGAUGCAGCGUGUCUGUUUAAACAGGCUGGCAGCAGAUUUUCCCCUUGUUCUGACAGAGAUAAAAGAUCUCAUACAGCGCACGACGGGGAAAAGUCUCUGUGUUUAUUGUCCCUGUGUAAAUGUGGUCAUAUUCUCACCACUAGGCCACUAACUACAACAUAAAUACCAAACAACAAGAGGACUGACAAAAAUCUGAGAUGAUGUAGAGAUGGCUGUUGGUCUACAAUAGACUGAGCAUCAACUUACUAUGUCCAGACUCCUUAAAGGAAACCUAUGUUUUGAGUAUCAAACACUCACUGCCUAUAGGUUUUAAAGGGGCUUUAUGUAGGUUUUUGCUAGCGCUACAUAGCCAACCUCAGCAUUAACAGCUUUUUACUUAUACCAGUCUAGAAGAAAUGUUGCAAGUUCAGCAUCAUACUUCAUUACUUUACUCACCAACAGUAUUUCCUUCUAUUUCUAUCACUUCUUUUCUUGUACUUAAGUUAGCAUGCUAACUAGCUAGCCCCAGCCAGGCAAGUCUGUCACUUCACUUUCCGAUAGGGAGUCACUGUAGUGUCCCAUCUGCCCUGAAGAAGUAGUGCUGCUCAGAGAGCGUAUUAUAAUCUCUAGCCUUGUAAACACAACAAUGGCCGAAGCUCUUGUUAAACGACAAUCACUGCCAACCACUCCUGGCAAGAAACCACAUUCUGCAGCCAAGAAAACUCACAAAAAGCACCUUUAAAGGACUUGUCUGCAUAAUCGUCUUCUCCCUGGAAAAUACCGAGAGCAUGACCUCAGUGGUAACUGGCUGUACUGAGAUCAACAAGCUCAAACAGAGGUUGAAUUGAGCUAUAUUUUGGCACAUUUUAGCAAAAGUAUGACUACUGGAACAAACCUACGCUUUACAAGCCAACAGGCAGUUGGGUGUUUGAUACUCAAAACAUAUGUUUUUGGUGGAGUAUUCCUUAAACUAGAGCCUUAUUGUCACCAACCUUCACUGAUGUGGGCACCAGCUGAGCCAGCUGUUUAGUUUUGUCAGGCCCAAGACGACAACAGGGUGUAUGAACAUCCAAGAGCUUCAAAACCUGAGCUGUAGCUUUCACAUUCAAACCUCAUAUCUUGUAAUGAACAGUAGCCCAACAGCAGCCUUAUCCACCUUCACACACCUGUGUUUUCUUUUAUUUCUUGGCCUUGGAAGUUUCUACAAAGCAGGCAUACACACAGACAUGUUUGAGAACCAGCGCCACAUGAUAACAAAAACUAUUAAUGAACUAAAAUCUGAAUAAAAUUAUUUUGUGAUUGCAAAGAAUAAAACUGAUAAUCACUAAGUUAUUAUAUAUUUAAUAAUAGAUCAAUGUUUACAUCCUAGAGAGCCAAAGCAAACUGACAUAUAUAGACUGCCUGUGCACAUGCCUGCUAAAAAAUAUAGAUAAUGUAUUUGUAUAUUUACUGAAUAAUGAUCAGUUUUCUGAAGUAGAGAAGUGUUCUUGUGCUGCUAAAUAGACUUAGAUGCCUCAUCCCUAAUUUACUUACCUCUUACACACACAAUGUGAAAUGACCGAAUAGAUGCAUUUCAGGUACAAUGGGAGCACAUGAGCAGUUUGUCCACAUGUUGCUAUAUCUGCUGGACCACUCCUGUCAGAUGUGCACUCUUCAUGAAUGAAGAACUACUGUAAAAGGUGGGUCGAGUAAUAGUUUUGUAUUUGGCUCCACUGCUGUUUUGUACACUCUGUGUAGCUGUUGUAUACUGUACACUACCCUGAGCGAGGUGUUAAUAUUUUUCUCACGUGUCUCUCCAUUGGUGGGGGGGGGUGGGAGGGGCAGUACAAUGUGAAUCAAUUGUCAGAAUGUAUUAUCUUUACCAUGUUUACAGAUGCAAGAAUGUGAAAAAUACCUUGAAUUUGUUGUAUUUGAUUUGUACAUUCCAUGGCUUGUGUCAAGUGCCUCAAUA
Seriola aureovittata is the source of this 4117-nucleotide messenger RNA. Its product is annotated as regulator of G-protein signaling 9-like. NCBI's taxonomy places the organism in Eukaryota, Metazoa, Chordata, Actinopteri, Carangiformes, Carangidae. The transcript has 19 exons. Gene Ontology annotation, biological process: regulation of G protein-coupled receptor signaling pathway; G protein-coupled receptor signaling pathway; intracellular signal transduction. The record is from RefSeq and is a predicted model, not a curated record. Bases 153 to 2132 code for a protein of 659 amino acids.